AAAACAAGAAAUGUGUGAUUGGAAUCGUUUUCUGCACGAAUUCUGGUGAAGUUUGUGGAAUAAUCGUACGAAAAGCAAGUUCUUUGCAUAAUAAGUGAACUUUAACUUUUUUAUGCAAACAUAUUGAAAAGUAAAAUAAACUACAGUAACGUUCGUGAAAUUGGAUAACAGAUUUCCAUGAAAGUUCGUUCACAUUUAUUUUGAAGUUUUUAAUUUUUCGCUGCAUAGGAUACGCAUCGCAAUCGGCUAUAGAAGCAACAACACUGCCAGCAAGUAUCGCUGAUCAGCCGACGGUGUGUGUACGUUUGUGCUGCCUGCUGCCAUUUUUCGGUGCGUACUUUUGUUGUUGCUCGCCUUGUAUUGCUCGUUAUUUGCUAGCUCGACAUUCCAUAAAAAUCAAGUUGGUAAAAAUCGAAUAAGAAUAUGUUUCUUGAAUGCAUUUCAACGGUGGAAACUGAUUGACCACACCUAAUCGAACAUAAGAAAAAGUAUUAAACAAAAUUUGUGUACUCCUUACGCAGUAUUUACUCGAAAGGCGUGUUUCGCCCGAAUUUGAAAUAGCGAAAAUCGAUUUCGUUUUUGGACUCGGGUGCUGUGAAAAGUUCGCCAGCGAAUUGAGAUAAAAACGAUCUAGCAGGAGCCUCAAGACAUCUGCGAUAUGGAGAAAUUAAAAGUCAAAACUAUAGGUGUGCUACGUGAGCGUGAAGGUGUUACAAAUGGCAAUGGAAAUGGCGUUUGUCGUGUGGUGACACUUACCUCUGCGAUUGCUGAUAGUGGAGGCAAUGUUGCUGUUGUUGCAGGUCGUGCUGAAGAUGGGAAGAAUGACGGUGGUGGAAGUGGUGGCAAUUGUGUCCCAGCUAACCGCCCCACCACUGCAGCAGCGCUUGUGCGUCAGUUACCUAAAAUGUCUGCCUCGGAUUUGGCCGGAAUAUUGAAUUGUAAACGUCGUUUGGAAUGGACAAAAGAGUGGUUGAAAAAGAACCAAACAGAGUUUUUGAGCAAAGAAAAUCUACGCAAAGAAAUACAAUUCCGUAGUAAUGAGAUAUAUCACUUUAAUUGUUUUUUCGACAUAACGGAGCGACAGUUCAGAUACUUGGUGAAUAACCUAUCACCAGUUAUAAGUUCCUAUGAGCCGCAUCGGAAGAAGAAAUCAUUUAGUGCAGAGGAGAGAAUUGCUAUAACGCUAAAGUAUUUGGCCACGGGUGAAGUACAUUCAUGUCGUAACUAUUGCUUCCGUGCCUCGAAACCUGUGAUACUAAAAAUGAUAGCCAAUAUAUGCCUCAAUAUAUACGAAUUACUCAAAGACUUAUUUGUCUCACUACCAAAGACUGAUGAGCAAUGGCAAAAUGUGGCUAACGAGUUUCAACGCAAGCACUGCAUGCCAAAUUGUGCCGGUCAUCUGGCUAUGCAACAAAUCAGAUUCCAUUCUUCAUCACGUGCCGAGGAACAAAUUGACUUUAUUAACAAACAACCACUCAUCUUCACAUCUAUUGUAGAUAGUAAUAAUAAUUUCCUGUAUACUGAUAUUGAAAAGACUCAAGCGGGAGCUAUCGAUGAAAUUUAUGAAAAAUCCACAAUUAGACAGAUGAUUGAAACUUAUGAAGUAAAACUGCCAGUUAGUUAUGAAGCACAGGAUGGCAGUAUUGAUCAAUCCUAUUAUUUUGCAAGCAAAUGUGGCCUGCCUCUGAAGCCCUAUCUGCUGAGCGGAGCCGCUGAUGUGCCAAAUGACUCACGAGUUAAUUACAAUAAUAUCAUGAAUAUGGUUAACAGACAUACCGAAAACGCGUUACGUAUGCUAGCCAACAUAUUUCCCAUAUUGUCGCAACCCUUGCGCAUAGAUGAGGAGAACGGACGUAAAAUAAUACUCGGUUGUGUGGCCUUGUAUAACUUUCUGCGAAAGACAGACCGCACAUUCUAUAAACAAACUGAAAAGAUCACAUUG
Rhagoletis pomonella (apple maggot) is the source of this 1942-nucleotide messenger RNA. RefSeq lists its product as uncharacterized. The record is from RefSeq and is a predicted model, not a curated record. Lineage: Eukaryota; Metazoa; Arthropoda; Insecta; Diptera; Tephritidae. The transcript is spliced from 2 exons. The annotation marks the transcript as partial.